AUGUCAAGGGUAAAACUGUAUUUUAGAGAAGAAAACACAGAUGAGUCUACGGCGUCAGACGUGUCGGCAAACGAUGCGACACGAAGAGGAAAUGAUUACGGAACCGUAAAUUCCAAUCCAGUUACCACACAACAGUUGGUACUUAUACAUCGGGCGUAUUCACAAUUCGCGUUUUACGACAAAAGGCUCUUCGAUCUCUUUUUCAGACAGAUGGUUUUGCUAGGCAAUAAAUUGAAACCGUUGGAGAUAGUUAUCAUUGCGAAUUCAAUGGGUAAAUCAAAGCUUCAUAACCAGGCCGUUGUCGACCUUCUAUGCAAAAGGGUUAUCGCACAGAAAUCGGGGUUCACGAUGGACAUGAUUGCUGUUUUUUUACAUGGCAUAUGUGUCCCCCGCGAUAAUAAUAAUAAUAGGGAAUUUUUCACAAAAAUCUUUGAAGCUAUCAUUGAGAAUACUUUCGAAGGCGAAAUAAAUGCAAAGCAUUGCCUGACAAUGCUACAGAUUAUGACAAAGGUUAAACCGGCACAAGACACCUGUGUAACGUUUUUCGUAAAUAGGCUCCUGGAUCUUCGUGACGAGCUAAGCGGACUUGAAACGGCGAACGCUGUGGCAUACAUUACGAAAUUGGACGCUAACUAUGCGCAUUUAAGCGCAUUUGUCGAAAGAUACAUCGACAGAUACGACAAGGAUGAUGCGAUACGAAACGCCCAGCAUCUGGUCAUAUUGUUCUACGCACUCUCCAGGGCGGAAGGAGACACAUUUGACAAAUAUCGCAAUACUUUAUUGGAACUGCUGCACGAGAUCCCAACGAAAUACUACGAUCCCAUGCAAGUCGCCAACAUUCUUAGGGUAAUGGCAACACGUAAAAUACACGACGUACGGUUACUAUCGGAGCUGUCACGAUAUGUGGAGAUCAAGAUGCAAACGAGCUCACGGUUAUCACGACUGAGAUGUUGUCACGCCUUUGUCAAUACGGUAUGUUUUGGAUGCGAUGUUAAUUGUGCGCUACAUUAG
This is a messenger RNA of Babesia bigemina, 1011 nucleotides long. RefSeq lists its product as hypothetical. The transcript has 9 exons. The record is from RefSeq and is a predicted model, not a curated record. Bases 1 to 1011 code for a protein of 336 amino acids. Lineage: Eukaryota; Apicomplexa; Aconoidasida; Piroplasmida; Babesiidae.